AUGCUCUCCAUAGUUUAAUCUAUAAGAAAUCUCUUGAUAAUUGCAUUAAGUAUAUUUUAUGAAUGAUAAUUAGGGUUUGAAUUUGGUAGAUAAAUAAUCUUAUCUGGAUAAAAACUCUUGAUUAUCAAUGAACAAACCUUUUGUGCAUUGAUAAUUAAGAAAUUGUAAAAGAGUAAAAUAAUCUACCAUUUGAUAAAGCUAAGGAUUUAAUUGGCUGAGACAAUCCAUUACUUGUUAUCUGUUAAAUUCCCAAAUAAUCAGAGAAUCGCCGCCAUAAUCACAUUCCAAGAAGAUCUAUGCACAAUUUUAAUCCGGUAUGCAGAUUAAAGCUACUAAUUCUAUUUUAUUUAUAAGAACUUUAAAAAUGAAUUUUAAUUUCUUUGUAUUAUCGUAUCGACACCAGUAGAUAAUAAUCUCCAUUUACUUUAGAAUUAAGCAGUUCCUAAGCCUUUCUUUAUUUAUCAUCUCCGUAUUUUAUCAGGUACUUUUUUAAAUAUGAGAAGCAGUUAAGAUUGA
Molecule: messenger RNA, 516 nt
Organism: Paramecium octaurelia
Lineage: Eukaryota; Ciliophora; Oligohymenophorea; Peniculida; Parameciidae
Source: the annotation of a GenBank genome assembly